CUCUGAACCCUGACGGUGACAAUUGCAUGCCGCGAGUUCAUCAGGCGCGGACUCCUUGGGUCCGAUGGCCCUUAUAGUCCGCGCUCAGUGCGCUAGUCGUGCAGAUUCCACCCCCCAAGUCGUCGCUCGCCGCCCUCACCCGCACUGCCUAUCGAUCGCGACAAGUCGUGCCCAGCCCCGACGCCACCACGUGUAUCAGAUAGUCGCUGACUCUCGGAUACUCGAUCUGCGUCCGAAUAACACCAGCGCUCGCGCCCGGCCACAAAACUCGUCCUCGAAGCGAACGCUCUGCCUGCAGCGAUGGUCACCCGCGACCACCCGCCCCUCCCCCACGACUUUGGUCACCCGCGCAUGCAGCAUUGGCCCUCGCCGCUCAGACGACGGCAGGCCGCACAGUACCCCUGGGCACAGUGGACGCCCUGGUCGGCAUCUGCGUAUUCCUACCCCUCCUCUCUCCCCGCAACGACCGCACCCCUUCCCCCCAACAUGCUGCCCCCACAGUGGACGCCCUACUCCGCGCCAGCUUAUCCCACCCCAUAUCGCAAUGUGUCCAUUCCGAUGCCCGGGAGCGCGCCCUUACCGUGUUCCGCCCUCCCCCCGAUGAACAUGCGCCAUCCUCCGCAUCAUGCACAUUAUCCACCAUGGAUAAACCCAGCAAGCGCCCCUCCUCCCCCGCACGAUCCCCUUCCACAUGAAGAACACGAAGAUGGUCCCGAGCCCGUUUGGCCGACCAAUCUUCCACCAGGAAGUGUUCCCUCCCAAGUCUGUCCCCUCCCCAAUAUGGACGAGCCAACACCUUGGGAGCCUGGUGUAUUCCCUCCCGUACCCGUCGGUACAACAGUACCAAUACGCCUACAUCCAGCCUUACUCUACAACCCCGUUGAUCUCUCGCUACCCUCACUCCAGUGGGACAUCCUCCACGGCCCCUCCUCUGCCCGUCUCCUCACCCCCCGCUGCCUCUUCGUCGCGCCCCCGCUCGACGAGGAAGCCAUCGCACCCCCCACCGACACCCUCUACAUCGUCGGCGACUCCGAAGAGCUCAAGUGGUGGAUGGCGAAGGAGGAAAACCGCUGGGGCCCGCUCGUCCUGUCCAAGCCCGACGGCAAGUUCACUGUCCGCGACGUCCUCGACGCGAUCCACACCUACUUUCAGCAGCCGCUCACGGCGGCGCAGGUCGCGAUGAUCGAGGAGAAGGAGGAAGCUUGGGGCGGAAAGACGCGGCUGAGGUCGGCAAGGGCUCUAAGGCUUGAGCAGUCGUAUAUCAUCGAGCACAAUCCGACGGUGUACAGGCGGGUGGAUGUAGUGGGUGGUCAUCGGAAGUUUAUGGGGAUGAGGGUGCAGGUGUAUGCGGAUGAUACGUGGAAGAUCUUGUUGGGGUUGAUGGAGGGCCCGUCGCCGCGCUGGACGCUGGAUCGGAAGGCCCGCUGGUAG
Messenger RNA from Schizophyllum commune H4-8, 1431 nucleotides. RefSeq lists its product as uncharacterized. The transcript is spliced from 2 exons. The record is from RefSeq and is a predicted model, not a curated record. The coding region runs from base 301 to 1431 and encodes 376 amino acids. NCBI's taxonomy places the organism in Eukaryota, Fungi, Basidiomycota, Agaricomycetes, Agaricales, Schizophyllaceae.